Molecule: messenger RNA, 717 nt
Organism: Penicillium subrubescens
Lineage: Eukaryota; Fungi; Ascomycota; Eurotiomycetes; Eurotiales; Aspergillaceae
Gene: nctA
Product: negative cofactor 2 transcription regulator complex subunit BUR6
Exons: 2
Coding region: 1-717 (238 amino acids)
Biological process (GO): positive regulation of transcription by RNA polymerase II; negative regulation of transcription by RNA polymerase II; transcription by RNA polymerase II
Cellular component (GO): nucleus; negative cofactor 2 complex
Molecular function (GO): protein heterodimerization activity; core promoter sequence-specific DNA binding; transcription corepressor activity
Source: RefSeq, a predicted model, not a curated record
AUGACCGAAGAGAAUUAUCGUCCACGAUCGCCCGACUUCUCCUCUCCCUCUCACUCCGACGCCAUCUCCAACCUCAACUCCAACUUCACUUUUAACCCCACUCCCUCCUACGCGCCGCAGAGUCCCGUCCACCAGCGCGCCUCCUACGACGCCUCCCCCUUCUUCUCUUCUUCUUAUCAACGCCCCACUUCGAGUCGCGUUCCCCAACAGUACGUGCCUCCUUUCCACGACUUCGACGAGAUGGCCCGUCGCUCAUCGCGUUUGCAGUCCGCGGACGCGCCCGUCCCCGCUGCUCCCGAAAUAAUGCCCGCCGUCGCGCCGUUGCAAGAGGAGCCUCUCCAAACUCGCCCCGGGGCUGGCAUCGAGGUGAAGACCAAGUUCCCCGUCGCGCGUAUCAAGCGCAUCAUGCAAGCCGAUGAGGAUGUUGGCAAGGUGGCCCAAGUCACUCCCAUUGCUGUCUCCAAAGCACUAGAGCUCUUCAUGAUCUCCCUCGUCACCAAAGCUGCCCAAGAAGCCAAGGAGCGCAACUCGAAGCGCGUCACCGCCACCCAUCUCAAACACGCGGUCGCCAAGGACGAAGUACUCGAUUUCUUGGCCGAUAUUAUCGCCAAGGUUCCCGAUGCUCCUGCCGGCCGGAAACAUGAAGAUGAUGGCAGUGAUCAAAAUGAGGGUCGUCGGAAGCGAGGUGGACGGCGACCCAAGGAGGAGAGUGAUUGA